This is a messenger RNA of Cryphonectria parasitica EP155, 957 nucleotides long. RefSeq names its product amidohydrolase 2. NCBI's taxonomy places the organism in Eukaryota, Fungi, Ascomycota, Sordariomycetes, Diaporthales, Cryphonectriaceae. Bases 1 to 957 code for a protein of 318 amino acids. The record is from RefSeq and is a predicted model, not a curated record. The transcript has a single exon. Gene Ontology annotation, molecular function: hydrolase activity.
AUGACACCCUCUCGAUCCACCUCCACCACCACCAAGGAUCCAGGCUGGCUCGACUUCCACCCAGCCCCAAGCAAGCCCUCCUUCCGCCUACCCCCCGGCGCCGUCGACGCCCACUGCCACGUCUUCGGCCCAGCCCACCUCUUCCCCUACGCCCCCGAGCGCAAGUACACGCCCUGCGACGCCUCGGCCUCCCAGCUCUCGGCCCUGCGCGACCACCUCGGCUUCUCGCGCAACGUCAUCGUCCAGGCCACGUGCCACGGCACCGACAACGCCGCCCUGGUGGACGCGCUGCGGUCGUCGGGCGGCCGGGCGAGGGGCGUCGCCUCCGUCAGGAGAGAGGUGAGCGACGAGGCGCUGGACGAGCUGCACGAGGCCGGGGUGCGCGGGGUGCGGUUCAACUUUGUGCGGCGGCUGGUGGGCGGUGGCGGUGGUGGUGGCUUCGGCAGCAAGCUGGACGAGGUGCGCGAGGUCGCCGCCAGGAUCCACAGGCUGGGCUGGCACGUCGUCGUGUACUUUGAGGCGGCGGACCUCCCUGCGCUCGAGCCCCUGCUGCGCUCGCUGCCGACGCCCGUCGUGGUCGACCACAUGGGCACGCCCGACGUGCGUGCUGCCGUCGACGGGCCUGCCUUUGCCAGGUUCAGACAGCUUGUGCGGGACGUGCCGCGUGUCUAUGUCAAGGUGACGUGUCCGGAGCGGCUGAGCUGGUCGGGCCCGCCUGCGCUGGGGGUGGAGAGGGCGGCCUAUCGGGAUGUGGUGCCCUUUGCGAGGGUGCUGGUCGAGGAGUUCCCCGACCGUGUGCUGUGGGGCACGGAUUGGCCGCAUCCGAACCUGAAGAAGCAUAUGCCGGAUGAUGGGCUGCUGGUGGACUUUAUUCCGAGUAUUGCGCUGCGAGAGGAGGUGCAGAAGAAGUUGCUGGUGGAUAACCCGGUUAGGUUGUACUGGCCUGAAGAUGUCUAA